CCUGUGCAAUGCGGAUAGCCCUCUAUUUGCUAGCGGCGCAGGCGUGGGCGUCGGAGGUCUGCGUUUCUAAGAAAGGAGAACUCCUCACGACAGACUAUGUCGUGCAGCCAGUCGCAUCGGCGGACAAGGCCCAGCGGUGCUACACGAUCACGCAGCCCAGUAUGCAGGAACUUCUGCAGGACGAGGCCUUCUGGACGCGUGAACACCUGGAAGCAUGGGCGCGGAGCCGGCCCUGGUACGUGUACCUGUUGACGGCCUGGGUGCUGUCCGCGGUGACGACCUUGCUCAAAUGAGCCAGCUUUGCCAACGGACGGAGGAUGCGCUAAGCAGGGACGGCGUCGCCGUCACGCGUGCCGUCUACCCCGAGGCGGCCGGCGAGGCCUGCGCGGCGUGUCUCGCGGCUGGCCUCGACGGCCUGGAGCGCAUGCUCGCGCUGCCUCAAACGAUGGCCGAGCGCAUGCGGGGAGCCUCGUUGCGGCACUUUGUGCCCGUUUGGCCGGCGUCCGCAGAGCCGUGCUUCGCCGCGGCGCUCCGCGCGGCCUUGGCCGGCGAGGCCGGCGCCAUCCUGGUGGAAGCGCUCGGCCGGGAUGCGGAGCUGCGCGAGGUUCAGCUAAUUGUGAGCGAGCCGGGCGCGGCCGCGCAAGACGUGCACAGCGACAGCAAUUGGAGCGCCGAUGCACCGCGACUCGUCACCAUGUUCGUCGCGCUCCACGACCUCCUGGACGAGCGCAUGGGCCCGACGUUUUUUUGGCCGAACACGCACUUGCCCCGUUGCUUUCCAGGCGGGGUCUGGCUCGCGCCGACGGCGUCGCUGGCCGCGGAGCGGAGAUCCGUCUGGUACGCGCAGCGUGCGGGCGACGCGGUGCUCAUGGACGCUUGCGCGUGGCACUGCGGCGGCGCCAACACGUCGGGGACCCGACGGACGCUGCUCGCUGCGUCGUUUGUCGCCCCGGACCGCGACGCCGCUGCGGAACGCGUGCCUCGACUCGGCGACUUUUUCGAAAUAACGCAAUAACGUAACGUAAACGAAAAGCACAGGCACAAACUGAAAUUGGCUAGUGAUAGUGAGACACUAGCCUGAGGUCAAGGGCUUGUGCGGCUGCUCUGCGCUCCGCGCUGCUGUCGACACAGAGGCACAAGCGUCCAGCGGUUUUGAAGCCAAUUCCAGCCUCUACAAGCCCACGUGACUAUCAUCGCUUCACGCAAGCUCUGCUGCACAAAAAAGCUCCUGCCCUGCGAUUCACUCUUUGACAUGGCGUCCGACGACGAUGCGCCGCCGCGCCGCGUGACGCAUACGGAGGGCACGUCGUACAUCGUUGCUUUCGGACAUCCGGAGCUGUUCCCACUUCCUGGAUCGAGGGAUCUUGUUUUCAGCCCGUUCCCGGCGGCCGGCGGCCAAAACCCUUACCAGCCCGUAAGCGGUGUGCUGCGUGAGACACAUACGCAAAUGCAAGAAUCCUGGACCAUAGAUAGCGUGCCCCCUCCCUUCUUCUGCCGCUUCUCCACGUAUGUGUUACACCACUUCUACGAAGCUCUCCGUGGGCUUUCUGAGCGGAGCCGAGGUCUCCGAUUGGAGGAGCUGAUAGGACAUAUGAGGCCCCUCGCAACUGAUCAAUAUGCUGUAGCUAUCCUGAGAAGCAUCGGUGGGGAGGAUCAAGAGAAUAGGGGGACGCUUAUAGUCGCGAUUGCAGUGGCGGCACUCAUCCGCGGCUGUCACGAAGACAAAACGCUCACGGCGUUUUCAGCGACGCUGGAUCCCCCUCCGGCUAUUCUUGAUGCGAGCUGGACCAGCCAUCUCUACUUCAAUUUGAGCGACCGCGAGCGAAAGCGGCUCCGACGGUUUGAUAACGGGGUCCGCCGCAUGCCCUACGUCCUCAUGCGCCAGCUCAUUCUCCGCAAGGCGCCCAAGAACGGGGCGCACGGGCCGGCGCGGCGCCUCGUCCGGCGCAACUUCAUGCCCGACUCUGAGGAGCUCUUCCGCGUCGUCGUGUCGUUCCUCUAAGUGUUGUAAAGUAAUUAGCGAAACGAACUUAUAACUAUAC
This is a messenger RNA of Pelagomonas calceolata, 2042 nucleotides long. The record is from the annotation of a GenBank genome assembly. NCBI's taxonomy places the organism in Eukaryota, Pelagophyceae, Pelagomonadales, Pelagomonadaceae.